CACUGUUGACAGCGAACACCGGAGCACAAGAGCCGAACUCUCAUCUCUGUUCGUCAAACUUCGGGUGUGUGCGAAUAUUUUGAACUAGCCGCUUAAAAAGCAUUGCUACUCGUGCCGUACCUCCAUACGCCGUGCAUUCUUCGCGAAUCUUGGAUGUGCCGUGUGUGUGUCCAUAUAAAGACAGAACCGAACAUCCUUAUAGGGAUGCUAUACGAACUUUAGCGUGUGCAAUUCGCCUAUUGAUUUAUGUGUGGUGAAAAUUGAACAAAACAUAAACAAAACCAAUACAAGAACACUUUGAAAGAAAUUUCUGGAGUAUCAAUAUAUUUCUUUCAUCCAAUUCAAUAAAGAUGGCACCGAAUAUAAUAGGCAGCACCUUUAUAUUGGCCGAGACAGCCAUCGCCGAUGCCAACAACAACAAGAUGUCAGCAACUGGCGCACCUGCGCCAGUUAAGCAAGCACCAGCAGCCCCAGCGAAAACUGUGGCACCUGCGGCAACUGCCACGCCACAAUCGACCGAAGCUAAACCCUUCAAAGUCCAGGUCGUCUGGCACAACAUUUUGCUGUUCAUCAUUCUCCAUUCGAUGGCCCUAUAUGGCCUGUAUUUGAUAUUUGCCGAGAGCGCGUACCUCGAGAUUCUGCCCAUAUAUCUGUUUUCGUUCCUCGGCGGAUUGGGCAUCACUGCUGGAGUGCAUCGCCUGUGGUCGCACAAGGCUUACAAGGCGAAGUUGCCGCUGCGCAUCUUCCUCAUGCUGUGCCAAUCGUUGGCCUUCCAGAACAGCAUCUGGGAGUGGACACGCGAUCAUCGUGUGCACCACAAGUUCACGGACACACACGCCGAUCCCCAUAACUCACGACGCGGCUUCUUCUUCGCUCACAUGGGUUGGUUGCUGUGCAGGAAGCAUCCCGAUGUUGGCUCCAAGGGCAAAUCGAUCGAUAUGAGCGACAUUGAGCAGGAUCCCGUCGUCAUGUUCCAGAAGAAAUACUACUUUGUGGUGAUGCCAAUUUGCUGCUUCAUUUUGCCCAUGAUGCUGCCAUACUAUUUGAUGGGCUCCUCAUUGAUGGUGUGCUUCUUCAGCUGCUCCAUGCUCCGUUACUGCAUCUCACUGCACGGCACCUGGCUGGUGAACAGUGCUGCCCACUUUUACGGCAUGAAGCCAUACGAUGUGAACAUUAGCUCGGUUAACUCAAGACUGGUGUCAAACAUCACCUUUGGCGAGGGAUGGCAUAACUAUCACCAUGUGUUCCCCUGGGAUUACAAAGCAGCUGAGCUGGGCACCUACAACGGCAACUGGACCACCGCUUUCAUCGAUCUGAUGGCCAAGAUAGGCCAAGCUUAUGAUCUGAAGUACGUCUCCCAGGAAAUGGUCUAUAAGCGACUCAGGCGCACUGGCGAUGGCAGCCACAUAGCCGCCUUGCUGGAUGCCAAUAACAAUGAUGUGAAGGAAAGCGCACCAACGAAUGAGAUGGUGGUACAUCUGGACCAUGAUUUGGAGGAGAAUGCGGUUUGGGGCUGGGAUGAUAAGGAUAUUAGCGAGGAGGAUCGCAAGAACGCCUCGAUUGUUAACAAAGAACAACAGUGUAAACAGGAAUAAUUGUAGAGGAUGUUCAUUGCGUCUCGAUUGCGUUAAAUAGCUAUAUAACUAAAUAUGCGAACCUCUUUCCGGCCUGAAAAUUGGGAUCGCAGUAUUUAAUUAUAUUGAUUGCCUAUACUCCAAAAAUAUUAUGUUUGUCACAAAGCGGAGCAAGUCCGCUUAAUACCGAACUGUUGAUUGGUUAGUUGGGCGCAUCGGGCGCAAUAAGAUUAUAAAUGGCUUCAAUUCCAAAAAAGAAAAAAAUAAAAAGCAAAACAAACAAACAAACAUAAUAAACAUUACAGCAAGAUCAAAUAACACAAGACCAUAUUCGAGAUUAGUUCAAAUUUCUGCUGUAAAAUUGUGAAAAAAAGAUAUAACCACAACAACAUUUUUAUAUUUUUGUGUAAUUUGAUACAUUUUUUUUUUUGCUACUUAUUUGCAAAUUGAACAAAUUGACCCUAUAAAUAUGUAACAUAUGCUUAACGACGCAAGAGGUUCUAGAAUUAGGUAUACAAUUUAAGUUUAACAUUUAAGUGUCCAAUCUUAAAUGAGUGUACAUUGUUUUUAGUUAUUAGGUGUGUAGGAUAUUAAGCUUUAAGUCUACUGUAUAUUUAAUCAUAACAAAAUGUAGAAACAAAAAUCCGAAAAAAAUCGCUAAAAUUCCAAAAAAUA
Molecule: messenger RNA, 2249 nt
Organism: Drosophila grimshawi
Lineage: Eukaryota; Metazoa; Arthropoda; Insecta; Diptera; Drosophilidae
Product: acyl-CoA Delta-9 desaturase
Exons: 5
Coding region: 351-1595 (414 amino acids)
Biological process (GO): unsaturated fatty acid biosynthetic process
Cellular component (GO): endoplasmic reticulum membrane
Molecular function (GO): stearoyl-CoA 9-desaturase activity; iron ion binding
Source: RefSeq, a predicted model, not a curated record